AUGUCUGAAGCAAUGGAAGUAGAUGAGACCAAACAAGUUGCUGAAUCUUCUAAUUCUGCUCCUAAGAGAUUUGUCGUUAAAAAGUGGAACGCGGUAGCUUUAUGGGCCUGGGAUAUCGUUGUUGAUAAUUGCGCUAUCUGUCGUUUCGAUGAUGAGAAGCUAAUGUUCGCGAUCUUGGUAAUCUUUAGGAAUCAUAUCAUGGACCUCUGCAUUGAGUGUCAAGCCAAUCAAGCUAGCGCGACAAACGAGGAAUGCACAGUCGCUUGGGGAACUUGUAACCACGCUUUUCAUUUUCAUUGUAUAUCCAGAUGGUUGAAGACUAGACAAGUUUGCCCAUUAGAUAACCGUGAAUGGGAGCUACAAAAGUAUGGUAGAUAA
Melampsora larici-populina 98AG31 is the source of this 378-nucleotide messenger RNA. RefSeq lists its product as uncharacterized. Lineage: Eukaryota; Fungi; Basidiomycota; Pucciniomycetes; Pucciniales; Melampsoraceae. Gene Ontology annotation, cellular component: nucleus; cullin-RING ubiquitin ligase complex. Gene Ontology annotation, molecular function: ubiquitin protein ligase activity; cullin family protein binding; zinc ion binding. Gene Ontology annotation, biological process: ubiquitin-dependent protein catabolic process; protein ubiquitination. The coding region runs from base 1 to 378 and encodes 125 amino acids. The transcript is spliced from 6 exons. The record is from RefSeq and is a predicted model, not a curated record.